AUGUCGGAACUUGGAAAUUUCGAUGGGAUGUUCGACCUCUCAGGCAAGGUCGCACUCGUCACGGGAGGUGAGUUCCCACCCCCGCAAUCUCACUGCGUUUGGGUACUGAACACAACAGGAUCACGAGGUCUGGGUCUUCAUACCGCGACGGCUUUCCUACGCGCUGGCGCAAAGAAAGUCACCAUCAGCGCGCGAAAAGCUGGAGGAGCAGAGGGUAUCGACCAAGCGAUUGAGAGGCUCAAUAAGCUCUCCGGCAUCAAGGGCCGCGCGGUGGGAGUUCCAGCAAACGUGUCCAAUCAAGCGGAAAUCCAGCGACUUGUGCAGUACGUAGAAAAGACGGAAGGGAAGCUCGAUAUCCUCGUCGCAAAUGCUGGAGCUACUUGGGGUUCCAAGUUUGAAGAUGCGCCGGAUCAUUCGAGUGCGAAGAUCUUGGAUUUGAAUGUUCGGGGGGUGUUUUUGUUGGCGCAGAAGUGAGUGGUCCUUGUUUUGUGUAGUACAGUACAGUUACAACUGCGGAAAGGACAGUGCUGAGCGAUAUCUAUACCAGAUUUGCGCCAUUACUCGAGGCCUCAGGGACGCGACAAGAUCCCUCUAGAAUCAUCAUCGUGAGUUCAACAGCCGGGAAGAACGUUCCUCACGUUGGAGAGAAUGGAACAAUCAUGUAUUCCGUCUCCAAAGCUGCAGCACGCGUGAGUCUCCCUUGCUCUCUCAAAACUCAUUAUUAACCACAAUCAUCAUCUUGGAAAGAAUCUAGCUGUAGAAUUGGGCCCGAGAAAUAUCACCACGAAUGUCAUCGCUCCUGGAUUCUUUCCUAGUAAAUUGGCUUCUGGUUUGAUUGAUAGGUUGGGAGGGACGGCUGAGUUGGAAGAGGCAAACCCACGUAAACGCCUGGGAGAACCGGAGGAUAUUGCAGGUGUUAUGAUCUUUUUAUGUUCGCCGGCUGGGAGCUAUAUGUGUGUUAUGAAGUCCCCCUUUCAUUUGACUAUUGUUUGCUAACUAUGAAUAGAAAUGGUGUUGAUAUUUGUGUAGAUGGUGGGAUGGUUCUUUCUACAGGUAGACAUUCAAAGUUAUGA
Molecule: messenger RNA, 1073 nt
Organism: Hymenoscyphus albidus
Lineage: Eukaryota; Fungi; Ascomycota; Leotiomycetes; Helotiales; Helotiaceae
Source: the annotation of a GenBank genome assembly